Messenger RNA from Pterocles gutturalis (yellow-throated sandgrouse), 1338 nucleotides. It is a transcript of the gene NOC2L, whose product is annotated as nucleolar complex associated 2 homolog (S. cerevisiae). Gene Ontology annotation, biological process: negative regulation of transcription by RNA polymerase II; ribosomal large subunit biogenesis. The transcript has 10 exons. Gene Ontology annotation, molecular function: transcription corepressor activity; histone binding. The record is from RefSeq and is a predicted model, not a curated record. The annotation marks the transcript as partial. Gene Ontology annotation, cellular component: nucleolus; Noc2p-Noc3p complex; nucleoplasm. Lineage: Eukaryota; Metazoa; Chordata; Aves; Pterocliformes; Pteroclidae.
CAAAUGUACAUCGCAUAUGUGAAGAAUUCCAGAUUCACCUCUCCCAAUGUCCUGCCCAUGAUCAACUUCAUGCAGCGCACGCUGACAGAGAUGUACGCCCUGGACACGCAUACCUCUUACCAGCACGCCUUCAUCUAUAUCCGUCAGCUUGCCAUUCACUUGCGCAGUGCAAUGACCGUAAAGAAGAAGGAGAACUUCCAGUCUGUGUAUAACUGGCAGUAUAUCCACUGCCUGUAUUUCUGGUGUCGGGUUCUCAGCACGAUCUAUCCCAGUGAGGUCAUGGAGCCGUUGAUCUAUCCUUUGACACAGGUCAUCAUUGGCUGUAUAAAGCUGGUACCAACGACUCGUUUCUACCCUCUGCGCAUGCACUGCGUCCGUGCACUUACACUUUUGUCUGAGAACACCAGGACCUUCAUCCCAGUGUUGCCAUUUAUCCUGGAGAUUUUCCAGCAGGUGGAUUUCAACAAGAAGCCAGGACGUAUAAGUGCUAAGCCUAUAAACUUUGCAGUGAUCUUGAAGCUCUCCAAUGCCAACCUGCAGGAGAAGGCAUUCCGGGAUGGACUCAUUGAACAGCUCUAUGACCUGAUGCUUGAGUAUCUCCAUUGCCAAGCCUACAGCAUUGGGUUCCCGGAGUUGGUUCUCCCCACUGUCAUUCAGCUAAAAUCUUUCUUGAAGGAAUGCAAGAUUGCCAACUACUGCAAGCCUAUCCGGCAGCUCCUGGAGAAACUGCAGGAAAAUUCUGCCUACAUCGCCAGCAGGCGUCAGAAAGCUACCUUCGGUGUGGCCAGCAGGGAGUCUGUGGAGCAGUGGGAGAAGCAGGUCAAAGAGGAGGGGACACCGCUGACCAAGUAUUACGCUCAGUGGAAGAAGCUAAGAGAGAAGGAGAUACAACUGGAAAUCAGCGGCAAAGAAAGACUUGAAGACUUGAACUUCCCAGAAAUUAAGCGUAAGAAGCAAGAUGAAAACAAGGAGGAAGAUAAGAAGGAGUUCAAGGACCUCUUUGACCUGGACAGUGACUCUGAUGAGGAGAACGUUGGAUUCUCUGUGAAAGGUAAAGCCAAAGCCAAGCAAGCAUCAGACGACAGCUCAGAAGCAAGCAGCAGUGACUAUGGCGAGGAUGACGAUGAAGAAGAAGGAAAGUAUGAAAUUGAGGAGGAUGAGGAAGAAUUGGAAGAAGGCAGUGACUCAGAGGAGGAGGGCGAGGAAGCCACACGGAGUUCCCAAGGGUCACAGAAGCAGAGGAGCCGCACUCGGGGGAUGUCACAAGCUGACCUUCAGCAGCUCGCCCAGGGAGAAGAGGACAUUGUGGAGGACUUGGCUUUCUCCGAUGAUGACUGA